Molecule: messenger RNA, 1080 nt
Organism: Humulus lupulus (European hop)
Lineage: Eukaryota; Viridiplantae; Streptophyta; Magnoliopsida; Rosales; Cannabaceae
Product: PRA1 family protein D
Exons: 2
Coding region: 111-647 (178 amino acids)
Biological process (GO): vesicle-mediated transport
Cellular component (GO): endoplasmic reticulum; Golgi apparatus
Source: RefSeq, a predicted model, not a curated record
CAAAUUCUCUUUUCCUUCCUUCCUUAGAACAUAACAACAAGUUAACCAAAGGUUUUACUUUUACGCCCAAAUUACCAGUCUGCCCUUGUUUCGUUACCGGAGAUCCUCUAAUGUCCGGCGAAAACACCGGACUCACGUCCCAAUUGAAGGAAGCCGGCCAAUCAGCGAUGGCCACGCGUCGACCAUGGGGAGAGUUCUUUGACCCGGCCGCACUGAGCUUCCCCCCCAGCGUCUCGGACGCCACCACCCGACUCGCCCAGAACCUGACCCAUUUCCGAUCCAACUACGCCGUGGUGGUCUUGGCCGUCCUCUUCGCCAGCCUAAUCUUCCACCCAUUCCCUCUGGUCGUCCUCUUGAUCGUCUUUGUCGCCUGGGUCUUCCUCUACUUCUCCCGUGAAGAGCCGCUCACCAUCGCCGGUAUCACCGUGGAUGAUGGAAUCGUCGUGGUGGUUCUUGGGGUGGUUACACUGGUGGCUCUGUUCAUGACCCAUGUGUGGUUCAACUUUUUCAUUUCGAUUGCAAUUGGGGCUGGUUUGGCGUCGUUGCACGCUUUGCUUAGGAGUACGGACGAUCUAGUCAUGGAUGACCAACAAUUGCCUUAUGGCCAAUUAUCAGAUGAUACUCGGGGCACCUAUACCAUUGUUUGACCUACGUAUUAAGAGUGAAUGGGAAUGAUAUCUUCUUUGAUCAUGAGGUGCCUCACUACAAUGGUAGAUGAUUUUGAUCCGAUUGAUUCAAUGUCAAUAUCUGGUACUUUGUCACACUAUAGCUCCAAGUUUCAACUUUCUAGCUUGUUCAAACUGUGUUCUUAGUUCUUUGCAACCAAGUUAUCGAUGUCCAAAAUUGGUUAUUGUUCCUCCCAACAUUGUAUAUUGAAAACAUUCACUUUGUGACAGAACAUUUGUUUGUCAAUUUCUUUUGCUUACUAGUUUUUUGGCUUUUGAAAUGCCUACUUGUAGUUAUGUUCUCCUUUUAGUUUUACAGCAAAGUCAUAUUUUGAUUUGUGCUCAUGGUGUACAGAUUGAUUGAUUUCUAUGGUCCAUUGAUUUCUUUAAUACAGCUACUUGCAAGAUCUCAUAA